This is a messenger RNA of Aplysia californica (California sea hare), 494 nucleotides long. Its product is annotated as 60S ribosomal protein L35. The record is from RefSeq and is a predicted model, not a curated record. NCBI's taxonomy places the organism in Eukaryota, Metazoa, Mollusca, Gastropoda, Aplysiida, Aplysiidae. The coding region runs from base 105 to 476 and encodes 123 amino acids. The transcript has 4 exons. Gene Ontology annotation, cellular component: ribosome; cytosolic large ribosomal subunit. Gene Ontology annotation, molecular function: mRNA binding; structural constituent of ribosome. Gene Ontology annotation, biological process: maturation of LSU-rRNA from tricistronic rRNA transcript (SSU-rRNA, 5.8S rRNA, LSU-rRNA); translation.
AUUUCAAUAGUGCUGAUUCAUAUUCACAGUGCAAAUAGAAAAUAGCGGAAGUCAAACUUGGCUACUUACCAGGUCUUUCUUUUCCAGGUUUACUGCCGAUCAAAAUGGCAAAAGUUAAAGCGAAGGACCUCCGUGGAAAGACGAAGGAAGACCUUCUAAAACAGUUGGAUGAGCUGAAAAAUGAGCUCCAAACUCUCCGGGUUGCCAAGGUUACAGGAGGUGCUGCUGCUAAGCUGGCAAAAAUCUACACGGUGCGCAAGUCCGUGGCCCGUGUCCUCACUGUGAUCAACCAGAAGCAGAAGGAGAACCUGAGGCGUUUCUACCGCCAGAGAUCCCACAAGCCCAAGGACCUGCGUCUGAAGAAGACGCGCGCCAUCCGACGGGCCCUCACUCCCUACGAGCGAUCCAUCAAGAGCAAGAAAGAGAUGAGGAAAAACCGCCUGUACCCUCAGAGGAAAUAUGCUGUUAAAGAAUAAAGCACUGGGUCUAAUUUA